AUGUCUGCACCAGCCCACAUGCAAUAUGGGGCCGCGGAGCGCCGGGUUGCAGUGCAAGAUCUUCUCCUGGAGUGCUUCCACCGCGCUCAGGGAGGGGCGGGAGUUCCCGGAGCCAUGCCUCUUCAUUCCAGAGGAGGCGCUCACGAUCUGACGCGGAAUGGGUAUACACGUCAAGGUCGCCGCUACGAAGGACCUAGGCCCCCGCCACCUGCACGCUGGUCGGGCCAGGCAGGCUACUGCGGCGGAGAAUCUCCUGGAUUUCGCCCACGAUAG
Molecule: messenger RNA, 273 nt
Organism: Aspergillus pseudoviridinutans
Lineage: Eukaryota; Fungi; Ascomycota; Eurotiomycetes; Eurotiales; Aspergillaceae
Exons: 2
Coding region: 1-273 (90 amino acids)
Source: RefSeq, a predicted model, not a curated record